Molecule: messenger RNA, 1012 nt
Organism: Porites lobata
Lineage: Eukaryota; Metazoa; Cnidaria; Anthozoa; Scleractinia; Poritidae
Source: the annotation of a GenBank genome assembly
GGGGCCCCCUUAUGAUAACAAAAUUCAACCCAUUCCUGUCAUUUUGUAUUUCUAUAAUGACCUGGCCUACCCUCGUAUGAUUUCCUCUUGAGUAACUCCUUGUUUAAUUUUCGCAGUAGUGAAGGGGAAACAGAUCUAUGUUUCUCGCUACUCUGGUAAAGACUUCCUUUCCUGUGGCGAAACGAUCGAAUCAGCUUGUAAAACCAUUGGUCGUGCUGUUACGCAGGCGCAAUGGAACGACACCAUUUGCAUUGAUGGCACUGGAACAUCUCGUGAUCCCUAUCCUUGCUCAUCGGGUACAUCAGAUCCGGAGCAAAUUUACAUCAACAUGAGCCUAUCGUUUGAAGGGUAUGGAGAAAAUGAGGCAAUCCUUCAGUGCUCCUCUUCAAGGCAAAUGUUGUUUGAUGGCAGGAAUUUAACUAGAAAUGUUGUUAUUCGGUUUUCUGGCCUUACGUUUUUGAAUAGCCACGUUACUGUACAGAAUUGCUCGCUGUUUGUAGAUAGUUGUCAUUUCAAAGAUGCCAUGUCUUUUCCAAACGCAACAGGUGUAGUUCAUUUUGAAUCGUUUGAUGAACAUGACCUUUCCUUGAGGGUUGGGCGGUCCAAGUUUAUCAACAAUGGUUUUCCAUGUAUCUAUGUCCUUGGGAGCAGACCGAAAAUCCAAAUUUUCGAAACUGCGUUUAUCAACAAUACCGCCAACGGUACAAGCGCUUUGUUUAAGUGGAUUUAUCAGAGUAUUUUUAUGGUGCUGUUGCCAACCGAACGUUUAAGAUAUCCCAGGACAUCUGUUUCGUUAACCAGCAGUUUAUUCGUGGGAAACAAAGCGCCUUUAGGAGGGUGCCUUUAUUUGGAGGGGAUCAUCUCUGGGGAGACGACAAACAGUCAAUCCCAACGACAUCGCAGCAAGAAGACACAGAUUAGAAAUGUGGACAACAAAUCGCAUUUAUUCUUCUCAAGCGAAACAGGACGUUUGCUGUCCAUCAGUAAAGUUUCAUUUUCCAGCAAUCUAGGA